Molecule: messenger RNA, 838 nt
Organism: Spodoptera frugiperda (fall armyworm)
Lineage: Eukaryota; Metazoa; Arthropoda; Insecta; Lepidoptera; Noctuidae
Product: dynein light chain Tctex-type 5-like
Exons: 3
Coding region: 108-701 (197 amino acids)
Biological process (GO): microtubule-based movement
Cellular component (GO): cytoplasm; cytoplasmic dynein complex
Molecular function (GO): dynein intermediate chain binding
Source: RefSeq, a predicted model, not a curated record
AUUAGCUUUGACAUAAUUUUAUAUUGUCAAUUUAGAAGUUUGCGUUUACAAAGCACAAGCUAGAAUUAUUUAGAAGAUAUACACAAAAUCAUUAGAAUUAAAUAAUCAUGGAUACAGCAUCGAUAACAGAACAGAAAAGGAGUAAAGCAUUCAGCUUUAAAGACCAGAGUCCAUCGAGUGUCAAAACCAAUGUUGUUGCGGGGAAGUCUUCGGUGGCUGUCCAAGGGAAAUCUCUCAGUAGGAUGAAAGUUCGGAGACAAUCCUAUGGGUUCGGUGGAGUUGCUGGAAUAAGACCUACGGAGCGAAAAAGUUCUCAGCUCGGAAUGGAAUUCAAGAGACCUCCAUUGCUCUUCCUGAAUACAUACCAACUGGAGCCUAAGGUUAAAUUUCACGUUCCGAACGUGGAAGCCACCAUAAAUGCUGUACUAGAUGCUUAUUGGGAAGGCCACGUAUAUAGUGUUACGGAAUCACCAGGACUCACGAUGGUAAUAGCAGGCGAAGUAAUGAGAAAUGUGAAGAGUUUGGGCUUCAAUCGCUAUCGGAUCAUUGCCGUAGUCUCACUGGUGCAGAAGAGAGCUCAGUCUUACUCCAACGCUGUGGCCUUCCUCUGGGACCACGAGAGAGAUAAUAUGGCCAACAUUCACAGGGAAAUCACUUCAGCCUUCAUACAAGUCACUGUCUUCGGAAUAUACCUCGAUUAAUGGCAUUUUAACAACUCCUUUAUGUUUUGAACUCCUGGUACUUUUUUCGAUCGUCUGUGAUGUUUUCAUUGUCAUUGGUAUACAUCUUAUUGUUAGUUAAAUAUUAGAAGUAAUUAUAGAAUUAUUUUUAUUAUGAA